UCUUUACUCAGGUUUCCUCGAACGUCUGGGUCAAGAAUACAGUCGGCGCAGUCGUCGACGGUACUUUGCAUUGAGCGCGCACAUUGCAUGCCUGCGCUGUUCGGACUACCUUCAUUCCAUUGUUUUUGUGCUCUGUUUCAACUGCAUAUCAUUCCAUGGAUUGUAUCCGUAUUUUGUACUACUAGUAGCUACAGCUUGAAGCAAUAUGAUAUGAACCGUUCUCGCACGAUAUCAAACCGCUCGCAAGGAAUGCAAGGGAGUGCCACAUUGUGUAGAAACAGCUUGAACAACUCUCGCACGAUGACGCACAAUAUGGACUCCUUCUGCAUCGUGUAUUCGUCCGGAUUUCUUGUCGAGAUCGUGUGAGGGCGGUUUCAGCUGGCGGUGCACGAUGUGGCACGCUCUCACAUGUUCCCGCACUGACUGGUUUUCACUGGGGCUCACGGGCACUAGGGUUGGCAAAAAAAAAGG
Molecule: messenger RNA, 471 nt
Organism: Suillus discolor
Lineage: Eukaryota; Fungi; Basidiomycota; Agaricomycetes; Boletales; Suillaceae
Exons: 1
Coding region: 88-366 (92 amino acids)
Source: RefSeq, a predicted model, not a curated record